Oikopleura dioica is the source of this 3522-nucleotide messenger RNA. Lineage: Eukaryota; Metazoa; Chordata; Appendicularia; Copelata; Oikopleuridae. The record is from the annotation of a GenBank genome assembly.
AUGAUUCGCUUCUUUACGCUAAAUGGCCUACUCGCCACACUCGUCCUCGUUCUAGCCAGGGGAUCGUACGACUCUAUCUCCACAAGCGAUGGUAGCCGUAAAAACUGCAACCGAAAAUGCGAAAACGGCGGGAGUUGUGCGAUCACGACCAGCGGUACGCAGUACUGUGAGUGCGCGCCCGGCUGGACCGGCGAAGAUUGCUCCAUGUGCUCCGGACGAGUAGAGAUGCAAGCGUACAACGAGCUGCAACAGAUUCACGACGGAAAUCAGAACUACUCAAGUCACCAAAACGCAAAAUGCUCGUGGUUGGUAAGAGCCGAGCUUGACGAUGCUGAGAAGCCACUUCCAAUCGAGAUAAAUGUGACCUUUUUCGAAACUGAAUGCGGCUGGGAUCACUUGUACAUAUACGAUGGCACGUCUUCGUUAAAAUCGACUUUACUCGCCUCCCUCUGCGGAAUUUCGAACAAUCCUCCGCUCCUUUACGCAACAUCUGGUCAUGCAUUUCUUCAUUUUUAUUCCGACAUGGCAUACAACAUGUCUGGCUUCGAUUUAACCAUCCGUUCAAUUCCAAAGAUUCCCGAGCCUCUCAAUCCCUUACCAGCGUUAGUCGAAAAUACAGCCUUUGGACUGCUCACUCUUGACCGAUCUAUUCUACCAGAAGAAAUGAUUGCUCGAUCGCUGCCAUCAUCUGCGCGAAUAGGAGCAAAGAUAUUCUUUUGGGGAGGCUAUCAGUUCCCGGACGUAACAACUGCUCCUGAUAAUGCAACUUGGCUGAUCGACAUAGACGCGGCCAUUGAGCCGAAGAAAUUACAAUACUCUUCUCCCCCAAUACGAUAUGGCGCCCCAAUGACCAUUUUCAAGGAAAAACUGGCUUUAAUCUAUGGAGGAGCAAAAUUUCCAGAUUAUCACCUGUUCAACGAUCUAUGGGUUCUCGACACUUCGCAAAACAUCGGCUGGACUCAAGCAAAAGCGACCCCAUACUCAGAUGAUCAGACAGAGGAAAAACUUUUUACAAUGUCUGGCCAUUCGAUGGUUACUGUAACUUUUGGAAACGGCACUGAGUUGAUUCUCUGUUUUGGUGGAUAUGUCGGAGAUGCUGGCUUCGUCUCUUUGACAAUCGAGUUCAUUCCCCACGAUGAGAAGAUCGAUCAGCUACUCUUUCGAUAUCCAGAAACGCUUGGUUUCCGAGUUCCUGGCAGUUACGGUCAUUCUUCCGUCGUUGACCCAGAAAACCCAACUCAUGUAUAUUUGUAUGGAGGAUUUCAAAACAAUAAUGUGCGGAACGAGUUGGUUUUAUAUGACGCAACGAGUAGAAUUUUCAGCCAACUGAGAACAGCUGAGACAGCGUCGAGAAGGUGGCUUCAUGGAGGCGGCAUUGUCAAUCGUCACUUGAUCUUUCUUUCUGGCAACGCACACACUGAUUCUACUCACAGCUCGGGUACCCUCUGUUUCUCUGAUGAAAUUCUGCUCUAUUCGAUUGAAUGUGGAAAAUGGACUACUUUUAAGUCUUCAGCCAAGUGGUUUCCUCGAUAUGGCUCAACGGCUCUUUCGUUUGAAGAUCGGAUUAUGCUCAUCGGAGGCUAUAACGGAGAGUUGAAGAAUGAGAUCAUCACCUUUGCCCCUUCCCAGAUCCCAAAUGAGUGUUCAGUUGUGACGAGAACGAAUGACGAUUCAUGUGAACGCGUUGAGCAUCCUUUUGCCGAGAGUACCUACUGUAGCUCGUGUGUAUAUAAAAACAGUCAGCGUGAUGACGGAUGUCAUUAUUGUGAGGAUUCGUCUGCGCCUGACAAAGAUAGCUGCGCUGCGUCGCCGGAGAAGGGAUAUAGAAACACGAAUAAAUGUUACAGCAACGUCCGCGACUGCCCAGAUUUUAAACAGUGGACAUGUAGCCUAUCCCAUAAACGCUGUACUUCGUGUAUAACAUCUGGCUGCUCCUACGUUGUGAAAAGUGAUAAUGAGAAACGACACUACAGCUGUAUCUUGCCGGAAUCGCUAUCAACAACGAGCAAUAUCACUCGGCACAAUACUCUUGAUUCUUGUCUAAAAGGUACAGACACGACAGAAUUCGAGUGUGGAGUCUUUAAAACUUGUGGCGAAUGCGUCGGCGAAAAGAAUAAUUCUUCUUGUAUGUGGUGCGGAAGACUUGGUGUCUGCGUCAGCAAUGAGGCUUAUGUUACGUCUUUUCCAUUUGGGCAAUGCUUUGAGUGGUUUAACAAAGAUCACUGCGAUAAGACAGAAUGCGGAGGACACAAAACCUGUAAAAGCUGCCAAAGCGAUCCUCGUUGUGGUUGGUGUGAUGACGGAACGCAAACUGGAUCCGGCACCUGCAUGGAUGGAACCCUAUUCGGCUCUAGUAAAUCCGCUACCUCUGUCUGUCCGGCUAACAACUGGUUUUGGAUCCAUUGCCCGAGUUGUAACUGCUCUGGUCACUCCAAGUGCGACCGUAACAACCAAAACGUCUGCUUAAACUGCGCACAAGAAAACACAGCUGGUGCAAACUGCGAACGUUGCGCGGAGGGCUACCACGGCAAUGCAUUGAAUGGUGGAAUUUGCGAAGAGUGUAAAUGUUCUAAGAACAGCAAGGGCUGUGAUUAUAAAACUGGCAAGUGUCACUGCACCACGAAAGGCAUUUCUGGCAAACAUUGUGACGAAUGCAAUAUCGGGAAUAAAUACUGGGGCGAUCCAGAAAACUCCUCCUGCUAUUACAAUAUCACUGGUGCAUAUGCAUACAGCUUCCGUUUGAAUAAAGACGACGACAAAGCUGUCACAGCGCUGAAUUGUCAUGUUAUUGAGCUGAAAGAGGAACCGGAUAUUGAAGUCGAAGUUACCAUCGACGACAAUGCUGAAGGUUUCAAUAUGACAAACAAAUUCUUCAUGGUGAAUGUAACGACAUUUUUGCCCAACGAGAAAGAAGUGCUCAUCAAUGGCUCAACUAAUGCAACAAAAAAAUACGUUCUCAAUGUAUCACAUAAAGAGUACAAGUUUGGGAACGAAACCCAGCGCGCAAUGCGUAUUUAUAUCCAUGAUUUUUCUACACCAAUAUUCAUCAAAGUUCAAGUACGCCAACAGAGCAGAAUGAGUUUGUUGACGUUCUUUUUGGUGUUUUUCGCUUGCUUCCUAUCCCUGCUUUUGCUCGCUGUUAUAGGCUGGAAGUUGAAAACAAUGUACGACCUGUAUCUGCAACGUCGAGCGGUUUUGAACGAGAUGCGCGAAAUGGCAGCGCGUCCAUUUGCUCAAGUUCAUCUCUCAACCGAGAAAACCAUUGUUGACGAGCCACCCCAGCCUGUUUGCUACGAAAUACUCGAAGACCAAUCUGCGGCAGUCGCAACUUCAUUUCUUCUCUUUCCCCGGCACCCUGAUGGCUCGCCUCCUGUUGGAUUAUCAUCCCUUUGCUUUGGCUCAGUUAUGAUAGCCUUCGAGGAGAAAUUCGAGCAAAACCUACUACUGCCUGUGCCACCGGCGCUUUCACGCGACGGUGUCGACAAUCCAACUUGUACCGAUAUUGCCCCCACGCCGACCUAG